This is a messenger RNA of Notolabrus celidotus (New Zealand spotty), 2248 nucleotides long. It is a transcript of the gene ficd, whose product is annotated as FIC domain protein adenylyltransferase. NCBI's taxonomy places the organism in Eukaryota, Metazoa, Chordata, Actinopteri, Labriformes, Labridae. Gene Ontology annotation, molecular function: protein binding. Bases 255 to 1598 code for a protein of 447 amino acids. The record is from RefSeq and is a predicted model, not a curated record. The transcript is spliced from 3 exons.
UCUGACCAAUCGCGUUCCACGAUGUUGGCUCGUACCGAGGAAGUUGAUUAUGUGAAUAUUUUGUACACAGUUGUGCUGACGCCGAGAACAAACAAAUCGCAGCUUUAUCUGUAGUUUAGUCAGUGUGUAAGAGUUUCAGCUCACUGUCACUGAAACGUGUCAGGGAGAUAACUUCAGCUAACAUACGAGCUGCAGAGCUGGGGUACAUGGGGGGCCGCGACACCAGAGAAUGGAGGCUUUGACCUGCGAUCAUCAUGGCUGCUAUCACGGUGUGGCGCUACACCAGUGGCCGUCUCCUCGGAGGAUGGGGCCCGCUGUUAUGUGUUCUCCUCGGCUCUCUGGUGGCCAUCCUGAUGCCACUCGUGGGGGUGGAGGACGAGUGCUGUGCUGCCCUAAAAGGCAUUGCCCAGCUUCGCUGCCAGCUGUGGGGAGGGCCUCAGCAGACCCCAGCUGUGCAGUCCACCAGCCUCACUAUCCCCUUCACUGCCCUGGAUCUGCUGCCUCAGAGGACCAAGCCCAGCAUAGAGAUGGAGCUUGAGGCCAAAGCCGCUCUGCAGCAGGCUCAGGAGAUGAAGAAACUGGGGAAGAGGGAGAAGGCUCACAAGCUGCUUGUGCAUGCACUCAGCAUGAAUCCAGGUUUCGUGGAUGCCCUGACAGAGCUGGGGACCAUCCUGGAGGAGGAGGACAUUGUCCAGGCAGACCACCUUUACACCAAAGCAUUGGCCAUCUCACCGUGUAAUGAGAGGGCUCUGGUCAGCAGGGACCGCACUCUUCCCUUGGUGGAGGAGAUUGACCAGCGUUACUUCAGUAUCAUUGACAGUAAGGUGCGUAGGUUAAUGUCCAUUCCAAAAGGCAACUCUGCCCUUCGCAGAGUGAUGGAGGAAACCUACUAUCACCACAUCUACCACACAGUGGCUAUUGAAGGCAGCACGCUCACUCUGUCUGAGAUCCGUCACAUCAUUGAGACACGUUACGCCGUCCCAGGGAAGAGCUUACAGGAGCAGAAUGAGGCAAUAGGCGUGGACGUAGCCAUGAAGUACAUCAAUACCACAUUGUUGUCCAGAUCAGGAGCCAUAUCUGUUAAUGACAUCUUGGAGAUUCACCGCAGGGUGCUGGGCUACGUUGACCCUGUGGAGGGCGGCAGGCUGCGCACCAACCAGGUGUUUGUGGGCCACCACAUCCCCCCCCAUCCUCAGGACCUGCAGAGACACAUGCAGGAGCUGGUGCAGUGGCUCAACUCGGACGAGGCCCUACAGCUGCACCCUGUGGAGUAUGCAGCCCUAGCUCAUUACAAACUGGUAUACGUGCACCCAUUUGUAGAUGGCAAUGGGCGCACAUCCCGUCUGCUCAUGAAUCUUGUGCUCAUGCAGGCACGAUACCCACCAAUCACAAUCCGAAAAGAACAAAGAGCUGAAUAUUACUCAGCUCUAGACACAGCCAAUGAGGGUGAUGUGCGGCCCUUUAUUCGCUUUAUAGCCAAAUGCACAGAGAUCACGUUGGACACAUUGUUGAUCUCUACGACAGAGCAUCCUGUGGGGCUGCCGGGGGCCGACCAGCCCUGUCCUGACUGUAAACAGACCAUCCCCAUCCACAACUGAGUGAAGGACUGGAGAAAAACAAGAGUAUGAAGGGCUAGCAUGCAGAAAGAUACAUUUUCAUUCAUGAAAAGCUGUUAAUAUCUACAGAACUUGUUCAUUUGCUUCGUUUUUUAGCCACAUCCCACUUAAUCACCCAGCGGUUCUGCUGGAUUCCUGCAGGAGUUCAGAUCUGGUUGAAGACCUGUUUUUAGGUUAGCUUUUGUUCAUUUCUCAUUCCUGCUGAGUUAGAAGAAACCUUUUCAUACUUUUUGCUCUAAUCAUUCCCUUUGAGUGUUUAAUGCAUCUAAUUUCCCGUCAGAAAACAUCCUGCAGUUUGACUACUGGUAAUGUGAGGUUAGGAAGCUUCUUUUUUUUAAGUUAUUUUUGGUCAUUUUCACCUUUUAAUGGAUAGGACAGCUGAAGAGAGAGAGAGGACAUGUGGGGAGUACAGAGUGGGGGAGGACAUGCAGGAAAUGGUCAAGGCUGGAAUUGAGCCUGCGAUCUCCACUAGGCCAACGGGAAGCUUUUUAAUCCUGUCAUGUGACCUGAGUGUACAACGUGUGAAUGUUUUCUUGUCCACCUUUGGGUCCUGAUGAUGUCUCAUUACAUUAUGAAGCACUUUCAUUUAUUUGAUAAUUUAUUCUAUUUUAAAAUAAAGGAGUCUAACAUCA